CAUCUUCCUUGUUCCUUGUCACUUUUUAAGUUUAUUUUCCCUGGGUUUUUCUUCCUCCGAUUCAACUAAGCUUUCCGUGAGCAGUUCAUAUUAUGGAAAAGCUAAGGAGAGCUUUGAGUGGUGAUGACACCCCAGAUGAAGAAUCAAACAUCAUAACUCAGGUCAUCGAUUCCUCGACUUUGAGCUGGUCGACGCGAAUCAAAGGAUUCGUGAUUUGUUUUGUGCUUGGCUGCCUGCUGUCUAUUUUCGGCACUAUCACGCUCUUCUUCAAACGGGGCUUUGUUGUUUUUGCCGUGCUAUACACCAUUGGGAAUGUCAUUUCCCUAGCCAGCACAUGCUUUCUUAUGGGUCCAUUCAACCAAAUCAAAAAGAUGUUCGCCCCCACCAGAAUAAUUGCGACCAUCCUGAUGGUUGUCUGCCUCAUUAUGACUCUGGUGGCCGCGAUUUGGCUGCACAAGGCCGGUCUCUCCCUGCUCUUUGUCAUUCUUCAGUUCUUGGCUAUGACUUGGUACUCACUCUCCUACAUUCCUUACGCAAGAGAUGCCGUCAAGAAGAGCGUCAACGCAUGCCUAUCUUAGAUUUCUACACUCCUGUCAAUAUUUAUCUACUUCUGCCUCACAUAAUGUUCAACGACUGUCAAUUAUUUAACUGAAGCGUCUCAAUCGAUGUGCUCCAACAGAAUGCAUAAAUAUUUAUAUAAUUCUUUACUUAGCACCAUGAAAACCACAACACACAGGAAGUUUGGUGUGGAAAUGGGGCAGCUUAUGUACUACAUAUGACGACUUUGAUAAAGAUAAGUUUUGUAAUUAAGCGUUUAUUGUAAGUUAAUGAGUUCAGCGCAAUAUUUUUGAGAAAUAAUUGAAUUAAAUAAUAAUUAAGUUCAA
Messenger RNA from Cloeon dipterum, 884 nucleotides. RefSeq names its product vesicle transport protein SFT2A. Gene Ontology annotation, cellular component: membrane. The transcript is spliced from 5 exons. The coding region runs from base 93 to 578 and encodes 161 amino acids. Lineage: Eukaryota; Metazoa; Arthropoda; Insecta; Ephemeroptera; Baetidae. Gene Ontology annotation, biological process: vesicle-mediated transport. The record is from RefSeq and is a predicted model, not a curated record.